Molecule: messenger RNA, 1720 nt
Organism: Manduca sexta (tobacco hornworm)
Lineage: Eukaryota; Metazoa; Arthropoda; Insecta; Lepidoptera; Sphingidae
Exons: 6
Coding region: 85-1683 (532 amino acids)
Source: RefSeq, a predicted model, not a curated record
AACUAUUUCGAUAAGCAAUAAAUCAUAAAACACUUUGAUUUUGAUAUCACCACGCUAUAUAAGUUGAUUGAUAUGAUAUUUUAAAUGUGGGUUUACGCUUUUUACGCCACUACGUUUUUAUAUGUCACAAACGCGGUUUUGGAAAGACAUUACAAUGAGGAAGCCAUCUUUGCUGACGUCAUCAGAAACAUAUCACGAGUCAACAACGUACUACAAGAAUUAAUAAGCAAUUAUGAACAACUACAGAAAAUAUACAAAUCGCAGGAAAGCACAGAUUAUUCAUCCGAUGCGGAAAUCGAUGAAGUGUUCAAAAGUAUCAAGAAAGCUAAAUACGAUCAUAAAAUGAAUGCUAAGGUCAAUCCAACUGAGAGACCGAAUUCUGAAUCAUUUCCUGCAACGCAAAUGAUUUGGUCUGAGGAUGACGAUGAUGAUAAUGACGCAGAUACUGAUGAUGAAUCUGAAGAAAGAGCCAAAGGUAAUGUAGUAGGAAAAUUUCCGAAGCCUGAAGCUCAAAAGGCCAAAAAUACACCAAUAGAUACUUUUGAAAAUACAUCAAGUGAAUCAAUGGAAGUUAUUAAAAAUACUUCUAUUUUAAAACCUAAUGAAGCUAAAAUAAUUUUCAUUGAUACACAUAAGAAAAUAAAAGAAAUCACUGAAAACAAAGAGGCAUCAACUAAGAAAAAAGUCGAACCAACAAAGACACCUAAAACACGAUACAAAAAAGUCUUGAAAAAUGACAAGGUCAAUAUGAAAGCCCGAAAGGAUAAACUUGCAGCAAAGACUAGCAAUACAAUAAAACAAAAUAACGGCACUAAAAGUAUCAAGAAGAUUAUUUAUGCUGAAAAGUUUUCUCCUAAGAGUAUUUGGAAGGAAAUAAUUAAGAAUAAACCUAUACAACUAGAACCGCAAGAGGAGGUUAUUUAUAAUGCACCUAAAAAAAGGGCUGAUAAUUAUAAACCUAUGGGAAGUUUGCAAAGCGAAGCAGCUAAGACUGCUCUGGUUAUUGUUUCUAAGAGCAACACCAAAGACCUAAAACUCAAAGAGAAGGAUACGUUCGAGUCACCUGAAGACCAAACAUUAGCUAAAGAAGUAUUUAAGACCAACGUGUUGAGACAGGCAUACGGCGAUGCAUGCACGAAGGUUGUCAUUAAGAAAUGUUAUAAGGCAUGUAAAUACGCGGGUAAGGCGUACUGCACACUAUACAAAUGUAAAGGUGCGUUCAAAUCCAAGUUCAAAGAGCUAUCGAAGACUGGCUGUGUACGAGAGUUCGUAGGACCGAAGAGUAAUAAGAGUGACGUAAAAUAUAGAGGACAGGAUGAUGUAUUCGUUGAUGCGACGAGGGUUAGAUAUUUAGACGCUGCCUGCCUUCCAUAUAUGGAAUUAAAUCACAAGCCAAAUAUCAUUCGUAACAACACAAGCAAAACGACACUAAACGACUACGUCAAAACAAACAUUCUCAGAGACAAAUACGAACGUGCUUGCAAAAAGGUAUCCGCUGGAAAAUGCACCUCGGCGUGCAACUUCGCGUAUUCUAACACUUGCAACAGUUUUAACUGCGAUCAUAAUAAGCGUGUUAAGUUCAAAAAGUAUUGUAAGGAACAAUGCAACAUCGCUUAUAAGUUGUUCAGUGAAUCAGAGAGUACCGACACUUCCAGUGUCAGUAGUGACACUGAUACUUCUUGAAAUCUUAGAUAAUAAUUUAAUAAAAGCGAUGUGUUUA